Molecule: messenger RNA, 6976 nt
Organism: Podarcis muralis (Common wall lizard)
Lineage: Eukaryota; Metazoa; Chordata; Lepidosauria; Squamata; Lacertidae
Gene: SLC9A6
Product: solute carrier family 9 member A6
Biological process (GO): regulation of intracellular pH; sodium ion import across plasma membrane; potassium ion transmembrane transport
Cellular component (GO): recycling endosome; plasma membrane
Molecular function (GO): potassium:proton antiporter activity; sodium:proton antiporter activity
Source: RefSeq, a predicted model, not a curated record
CUCCUCGCGCGCCCCUGCUGGCCGCGCCUGCUCGGCCUGGGAUCGGCGCUUCCUCCUCCCUCUCCAGUCCCGGCUGCGGGGAGGGAAGAAGCGGAGGGGGACCCGGAGGAGCCAUGGCUGCCCUGGCCCAGCUGCCGCGGGGCGGCUGGAGAGCCGGGCCGGCGGGACACCUGGGGGACCCUGGCCGGCGGCAGCAGCGGCUGCUCCUGGGGCUGCUGCUGGCGGCGGCGGGGCUGGGCGCCCGGGCAGAGCCGCUGCUGGCCUCCGGAGCGCGGCCCGUGGCGCUAGAGGAGGAGAUUGUGUCCGAGAAGGCGGCCGAAGCCAGCCACCGCCAGGACAGCGCCAACCUGCUCAUCUUCAUCCUCCUGCUCACCCUCACCAUCCUCACCAUCUGGCUUUUCAAGCACCGCCGCGCGCGCUUCCUGCACGAGACGGGCCUGGCCAUGAUCUACGGUGUCCUGGUGGGUGUCGUCCUUCGCUAUGGCAUCCACAUUCCCAGUGAUAUCAACAACGUGACUUUAAGCUGCCCAGUGCAGACCAGCCCUGCAACUCUGUUGGUAAACCUCAGUGGGAAGUUCUACGAGUAUACCCUGAAAGGGGAAAUCAGUUCCCACGAACCUAAUAACGUUCAGGAUAAUGAGAUGCUCAGAAAGGUGACAUUCGAUCCAGAAGUAUUCUUCAACAUCUUGCUCCCUCCAAUUAUAUUUUAUGCAGGAUACAGCUUGAAAAGGCGGCAUUUCUUUCGAAACCUGGGAUCCAUCUUGGCAUACGCUUUCCUCGGAACGGCCAUUUCCUGCUUUGUGAUAGGGUCCAUCAUGUAUGGCUGUGUUUCUCUGAUGAAGGUGAUGGGACAGCUUGGAGGAGAUUUCUACUUUACUGACUGCCUCUUGUUCGGUGCCAUUGCCUCUGCUACUGACCCAGUGACCGUACUUGCCAUUUUCCACGAGCUUCAGGUGGAUGUUGAACUGUAUGCCCUUCUGUUUGGCGAAAGUGUUCUCAAUGAUGCCGUUGCCAUUGUCCUGUCUUCCUCGAUUGUAGCCUACCAACCAGCAGGGGACAACAGCCACACUUUUGAUUUAACGGCAAUGUUCAAGUCCAUUGGGAUUUUCCUGGGGAUCUUCAGCGGAUCAUUUGCCAUGGGAGCAGCUACUGGAGUCGUGACUGCUUUGGUCACCAAAUUCACCAAACUCCGUGAGUUCCAGCUGCUGGAAACAGGCUUGUUUUUCCUGAUGUCUUGGAGCACCUUUCUAUUGGCUGAAGCUUGUGGCUUUACAGGUGUUGUAGCUGUGCUGUUUUGUGGCAUCACUCAGGCCCAUUAUACUUAUAACAACUUGUCCACCGAGUCCCAGCACAGAACUAAACAGUUGUUUGAGCUCCUCAAUUUCUUGGCUGAAAACUUCAUCUUCUCCUACAUGGGCCUUACGCUGUUCACCUUCCAGAAUCAUGUGUUUAAUCCAACGUUUGUAGUGGGAGCUUUUCUGGCUGUAUUCCUGGGGAGAGCUGCAAACAUUUACCCUCUCUCUUUCCUGCUUAAUUUGGGGAGAAGAAACAAGAUCGGGACAAAUUUCCAACAUAUGAUGAUGUUUGCUGGCCUCCGUGGAGCCAUGGCUUUUGCACUGGCCAUUCGGGACACAGCCACCUAUGCGCGGCAGAUGAUGUUCAGUACAACUCUUCUCAUCGUCUUCUUUACCGUCUGGGUGUUUGGAGGUGGCACCACUCCUAUGCUGUCGUGCCUUCAUAUCAGGGUUGGUGUGGAUGCAGAUCAGGAGAACGUGGGAGUGCCGGAAAAUGAAAGGAGAAGUACCAAAGCAGAGAGCGCUUGGUUAUUCCGGCUGUGGUACAACUUCGACCAUAAUUACCUGAAGCCCCUCCUGACGCACAGUGGUCCUCCUCUAACGACGACGCUCCCAAGCUGCUGCGGCCCCAUUGCCAGGUGCCUGACCAGCCCUCAGGCUUAUGAGAAUCAAGAGCAGCUGAAAGACGAUGAUUCAGACCUUAUUUUGAAUGACGGAGACAUCAGUUUGACCUACGGGGAUUCCACCGUGAACACAGAUUCUUUGACCUCUGGCGCAUCUCGAAGGGCGGCGGGAAACGGUUCCGAGGACACCCUGGACCAGGAGCUUGGGUUUGGGGACCACGAACUUGUCAUAAGGGGCACACGCCUUGUUCUCCCCAUGGAUGAUUCAGAGCCACCCUCAAAUGUAGUAGACAAUGCCAGACAUGGGCCGGCAUGAGAUCUGCUGGUAACAAGGUGAUCAGUAAAAAACCCCCACAUACGAUCAUGAAGAAAAAUGUACUACCUACAACAAAAAAACUACUGCAUGGCUCAGAAUGUCUAAGCUGUAUAAAUAUUACUUAUUUAUAUGGUGUUAGGAGAAUAUAACUACCCAUAUGAGACAACUUGUGAAGAGCGACUCUUAAUUUUCAUAAGUGAAACUCAUGUGUAGCAGUGGAACUGUUUUAGAACAAAUAUCCGUUAUGAAGGGGGAAGGGGGGGACUGCUGCCAAUAUCUUCCCUCCCAACUUGUGUCAAAUAGUCUGCUUUUCUUUUGCAAUUUCCCAUCACUUACCUGAGAGUAGGAAGGAGGUAGUGGUGGUGGUGGCAUCUUGGGUUGCGUUUUGCCACGUCCAUCUCAGGUGGUGAGCAGGUGGUUUUGGUUGCCUUCCUUUAGUGGAUGGCAGCUCUGGAGACUUGAAAUUUCCUCUCUGUAGCACUGCUAUAGGAUUUGUUAGAACAGACCUUGAUAUUAUGAUGGCCUGCAUGCUAAACCUGCCACCAGCCGAUAAGAAGCUGUGAUGGUGAUAGAGUGCUUGGAUGAAACGGUCAAGGAGCAAAUGGUCAGUGGCUUGUUGACAGGAGCCGCUUGCAUCUGUCCUUCAGUUGCAGCAGGUGCUUCUCAUAAUAAUGCUCCAGGUGAUUCAUAAAAGCAAGUUCUUUAAGAUUUCUGCUUGGAUUGAAGUUGGGUGUUUGUUUUCUUUUUGUGUUUAAAUUUCUCUCAUGCCUUAUUCCAUAGGGCCAGGGCAGGUUCUGAGUUAUGAAGCAGUCAAAGUGGGCAAAGUUUGGUUUUUCACAUAGAGAAUUAAGUAGUGUUUCUAGGUCAAUUAACAGCCAUACGAAGCCAUUGCUGGCUCCCUUUCUAAACUUGCAACUGAGUGGCUGUGCCUUUCAGCUAUGUCAAAAUUUUCUUCUUGCUGCAUAGCUGCCAAGAAGACCAGUUCCACACCAUAUCAUGGAGUUCAGCUGUGUGAACAGGACAUGCAGAGGUUUAAGACUCUUAGGUGUGGGUUUUCAAAAGUGGCAGUUUAGGUAGUACCGAAAGGGAGUUGUCUGUCCAUCCAUCCUGUAUAGUUGCGCUUUGGUUUGGUCACUUCUUCGCAUGCUUAUGUGACUAUAAAAAAACUACAACCUUUGGUUUUUGUUCUUGUGUCUCUUUCAUGUUAAAUGAGAAAUAUAUUUGUGAGCUGCCAUAGAUUAUUUACAUGUUUUUGUUUUGUUUUGUUUUGCCUAAGGAAGAGCACUGAACAACUCGCUGAUAGUGCACUUGGUGUAUUCAGCCUCAUCCUGCCAUGAUAUUUUUUUAUUAAGCCUUUUGAUUUAGUUUGUUUACUUGGUGCAGUGGGUGUUUUUGGGAAGCCAUGAUUUCUGAAUGCCAUGUUUUCUUCAGAGAAAACAGUUGCCAUAUAAAACCUUUCAAUGUACAGCUCUUAUUUCUGCCCCUUUUCUCAGAGCGCUAUAGGGCUGUACAAACUUAACACUUUGCUCUGCUAACACAAAAGUGUGAUGACCCUGAAAAAAGAAGAGAAUCCGGUUUUGAUUUGUUUGAACAUCAUUCCAUUUAACAACAGUACAAAGAAGAGAGAGAGAGAGAAGCUGGAGAGAAGCAAAGCCACCCCCUAAAGGCAGUAGAUUCCCUAACUCGGUUGCAGCAGGAUGUUGGGAAAGGUGUGGGGAGUCAGGCCCCUAUGUGGUGGAUGUGCCCCAUAGCACAAGGUUUAUGGAAGACAGGCAGCUGCAGCAGGAGAGGGAGAAGCAGCCUGGACUAUCUCCUCCAGGAGGGAGAGUGUGGCACAUGUUCACACCUGCAAGAGAGCUUGGCUUCUUAGGGGUGCCAGCCGGACUUCUUGUAUUUAUAAGAAUUGGGGGCCUUUGACUUUCAUCAGUGGGUGAUGGUUCCCAUCUUUUCCAGCACUAAGCAGGAAACACUUAAGUGCAAAAGUAGCAGGAGGUGGAGUUCUUGCAAUACAGCCAAGAAACCAAGAUAACUUCUCUCUCUUUCUUUUCAAACUGUUUUUUUAUGUUCUCAGGUCUGAAUGUCAUGCCUUAAGUAUGCUUCCAUGCAGUUCCUUGUUAUUUAUGUCCUUUCUUUCUGGCUGCAUCCAGCCAUAGAGGUUGUUCAUGCAAGCCCUAUUGAAACGAAGGGAAAUUUUUCAAGAACAACCCCGAUUCAUGUUUUUCUUCUUCUCCUCCAGCUUGCACAAGAGAAGUAGGACCUCCACUGCACCUAAAAAAUUAAUAAAUGCCGGUUUCCAUUGUUAUCAUAGGAAUUCGUUGUUGAGUACUGAUACAUCCUUUCCCCCCCUCCCCCCGCUAUGCAGGAAUUCCAUGAAGUAUGUGUGUGUAUUUUUAUAUGAUGUCUGUAUCUUAAAAGUUUGAUGUUAAAACAGUAAUAGGGAAAAUGUUCAUGAGUUGAGAUUUUUACAUCACCUGCACAUUAAUGAUUUCCUUUGUUUAAGGCUUUUCCAAACAAGAGUCAAUGACCUCUAUAUCCCCCUCUUAUUAAAUAUUUUGUAAACUGUAAUAUAGCCAGUAAUCAUAUUGACAAAAAUAUCCCCGUCUGAUACUGUGGAAUGUUGUGAAACAAACUUCCUUGUCAAAUCUUCUUCUAGUCCACAGGGUGUCGCUGCACUCCUCACCUGAACAGGGAGAGUGCCUGUGCCCCUUGGUGCCCCCUUGGACCUUGUUCUGAUGAACUUUUUUUGUAGGUAAUACCAGAGGGAAAUAAUUCUUAGGCUCACAUUGGCCGCCUCCCUUUUCUGUCUUCCCAUUGCAGAAAGUAGCCCAUGUCACAGCGUUGCAAUGCUGUGUCUGUGCCAGUCACCUCUCAAUACAGGAGAGCCAGAGAGGGGCUACCAGUAGCAGAUUCAGUGAGAUCUUGAUGCAGCUGAAUCCAGUAAAGUGAAACACUAAAAUGUUAAAAAGAAAUAAAUGCACACACUUCAGUGCCACGAUAAAUAAACCAGAUUGGCAGGGUGUAAACAAUACAAUUGUUGUUGUUGUUGUUGAUUGAUAUAGAUGUUUAAAUACAAUAAUAAAUAAAAUGAUAGAUCCAGAUAUGAGAGGCAACAAAUGAUGCAUAAGAUCAAAUGCAGAUCAUCCAGACAGACUAGAUUUACUGGGACAAAUCAUAUGGAGAAAUGUUUUGGAUCACUGAGGAAGUCCCACAUGGUUGGAACACAUUUUGGUCUUGGCACAAUUGUUUGUCACAAGAGUUGGUUGAUCAGGCAUCGAUUGGAUAUAUCAGUAUAUUUAUUAAUCCCUUUAUUUUAUUUGAAUACAUUUUAUCUCUCGUGGUAUUAAAGCUUGCAUACUUCUUUCUAACAUUUCUGGAGUAGCAAGUUUUAUUCUUUUGAUCUUACCCAGUUCACUGUUCUGUGUCUUGCUUUGGAGGUUAAGGCCCACGCACCCUCUUUGCAAUAUAGCAUCCCGUCAUUCUUUACUGUCUCGCUGGGAAGAGAAGGAUGAAGUGCAUUCAGUAGCCAAAGUCUUCCUCCCUUUUGCAGAAAAGGGUAGAAAAAUGUUCCCUCUUUGUUGUCAAUAGCAGUCAUGGAAAGUUCCCAUAACCCUGUAAGGUGGGAGCAAAGUUGCAAGUUGUCAUUUGUCGAAGUGGGCACUUGGGAAGAAUAUAGGUUCCCUGGCACAAGUGAUGUAUUCAUGCUCAAAGUGGGGCACGAACAGCAGGCACAGAUAUUAUCCCUGCCAUGCUCCAGAGGAGACAUAUGGGGCUCUUUCAGUCUCACUUUCCAAAAUGGUGGCAAUUGAAUGUACAUAAUUUAUGGGUGAGAGGAUCCGCUGCCAGCAUUGCUUCUGUAUCUUAGUUAUGAAUUAAGGGUUUGUAGUCAUCCACAUAAAUUUUGUGGGUUGCUGUUCUGGCCAGGAUCCCUGCCCUCGAUUUCCCUUUGCCCAGACUGAGCAUCUCUGCUAAAAUGAAAUGCCAUUUUUAAAAAACAAACUCUCUCUUUAUGUAGUAGUAAGCUCCCCAUCUUUGUUUCAUACAUUUAGCUGCUUGGCAUGUUUAUGUCAACAGGCUGCUGUAAGUUCCAGAUUUCUGUUGCUUAUUAGAUGAAUAUUCUGUUUUCGUCAGGGUGAUUGUUUUGGUCCCAGAUUUUAUUGCAUGUGAAUAAUAAAGAGAACCUUUUAACAGAACUGAUUAAAGACAUAUACUUAAAUUGCCCAAGGUUCACCCAUGAUUUGCCAGAAAUAACUCCUAAUAUUUUGUAUUGACUAAUUUAUUUGAUGUUAAUGUAGAACAUUAUUUGUGCUUAAUAUCUCCAGGGGGUCUUUGCACUCUUCCCCCAUCCUUAAUGACCUCGAAUACAGCUGUGGGAACUUACUACCUCCCAGGUCCAGGUAUGGACCCUGAUAGGCCGUGUCUGGUGACACAGGAGCAUAAUCCUUGAUAAAAGGAUUAAGAAACCCCUUCCUUUGGAGCUGUCUUUUCUCUGAACAGAAUGGACACAUUUUUCUGCAUCAGAUGACACUGUAUGUCAAGUUCUGGUUUAUUCUACUUACUAUUGGAAUUGUCUGUUGGAAUUUCAUGGUACUAUUAACUGCUAUAGUUGUGGUGUUCUUGUAAUUAUAUUCUGAAGCAUAAUUGCACCUUUUUUGGUUUAUGAUAACUAAAUCUUUGAUUGUUCCCUGCACUGUGAAAGGAAAAAAGAAUCAUGGGCCUAUAAAAAAUAAGUUUGUUUCUUUGGA